Mollisia scopiformis is the source of this 2483-nucleotide messenger RNA. RefSeq lists its product as uncharacterized. Lineage: Eukaryota; Fungi; Ascomycota; Leotiomycetes; Helotiales; Mollisiaceae. The coding region runs from base 217 to 2253 and encodes 678 amino acids. The record is from RefSeq and is a predicted model, not a curated record. The transcript has 5 exons.
CUUCACUUUUGUGUGCAUGACAGAUCCCUUUUUCGGAUGGUUUAUUUUUCUAAGCGGUGCCGAAAAAUCUAGUUUCUGUUUGUGUCUUAAAGAAAGUUGACGUGUAGGUGGUUUACUCUGCACUUAAGUGAAGAGAAAAGGGGAGAGGAAGAGAGUUAACCUUAGCCGCCACCAACAAACGCCCCGAAUCAUCACUAUCACCACCAACCCGCGAAAAUGACAAGCACACCACCCCCAAAACUAACCACGACGACCUCAUCCUCAACACCAACCCUCACACCUCCAUCCUCGCACCCACAACCACGCUCCCCAUCAUCUCACACGCCCCAACACAGCCAUCACCGCGGCCGGCGCCUACGCAACUUCCUGCUCCCAGACGGCCGCGAAGUGCACAUCGCGCUCUCCCCCGAAGAAGCCGAGAUCCUGAGAGAGAAGCUAAAAGUGAUCCGUAAAGACGAAGGUUUUGAUCUAGUGAUCAACGGGAGUCCGGAGCACUUGGAUGCAUUGCGGCGCGCGCACAGCCAUCACGAGAGUCGGCGGGAGGAUCUAAGGCGACGGCAUGGCGAGGAUGUUUUUGAUGAGUUUGAGAGCGUGAGGGCCGAGUUGGAUGCGUUGGGGAGUGAGCUACAUAUGUUGACGGAUCAUGCGGUGUCGUUGGAUGCUAAUUUUUCGAAGUAUGGGUAUUCGGCUCAUUUGAGGACGUAUGAUACGGAUUCGACGCCGGGUUCGAGUGCGUCGUCGAUUCAUGACUCUGAGUCUCAUGAGAAGAAGGAUUGGGAGGCUGAGAAGAGAAAUGGGAGGAUUAUGAAACUUUAUAAGAAGCCUACUGUCCGGCAAUACUUCCACAAGGGCCUCUUAUGGAGAGCAUCAGGAAGCACAGAAGUAGCGUCCUUCGAGCUGUUCGUCGACCUUCUCUAUGUUGGUAUUCUUGCCAUCAACGGAGAUCAUGCUUCUGAAGACCCAACUGGAAAUGAACUCCUCCGGUUUUCUAUCACAUUCAUCAUGUCUUGGAAGAUCUGGAGUGAUCUGGCUCUGAUCAUUAGUUGGUUUGAGACUGAUGAUAUCUUGCAAAGACUGUCGGUCAUGUUCAUCAUGGCAUGCUUGCUUGGCUUGACGACCAACAUGCUAGAUGCAUUUAACACUACUUAUUCGAUGUUAAUAGCAUUCUACCUCGCUGCUCGCCUCUUCAUGGCUUCCUAUCUCAUAAUCCUCGCAAUCACUAUCCCAAUGAUCCGAGGCAUGAUGAUAGUCCAAGUAAUCCUAGCACUAAUCCCAUCUGCCAUCUGGGUUGGAUCGAUUUACAUCGACAUGCCAAAUCGACUAGCAGCUAUCUGGAUCGCCAUCGUCUUCGACCUGUGUGCAGCAUUAGGUGUAGUCAUCGUCAUCCGAGGAGCGAAGCUCGUCUCGAAACGCCUUGCAGCAUGGGUUGACAAGGUCUUUGAGUUCUAUCCCGCCGUCAACAUUGAGCACAAGACAGAAAGGACGAACGCAUUCGUCACAUUGGUUUUUGGCUAUUCGGUCGUUGCUAUCAUCUACCAAAACGCCGCUUCAUUCGGCCUGAACGCUUUCUUCGGAAAAGCAGCACUUGGUCUCGUCCAAGCAUUCUGCUUCAACUGGCUAUACUUCGAGCUCGAUGGCGCAGACCUCUACCAACACGCCAUCAGACGCAAUGUCGUCUCAGCCAUGAUCUGGGGAACCGCUCACCUCCCCUUCGUAAUGUCCUUCGUGCUCGGCGCCUCCGCGCUCUCCAAACUCGUCCUCGCCACCGACUGCCGCGACGCCAACAUCGACGCCCUCCUCUCAACCUACACCUCCAAAUCCGAGCCCGAGAUCCCCAUCGGCCUGCGGUGGUUCUACUGCGUGGGCCUAGGCCUCGCCCUGUUCUGCAUGGGCAUCAUCUCCAUCUCGCACAUCCACAAGGACGCCGAGGGGGUGCGCAUCUCGAAGAAACACCGCAUGCUGAAUCGGUUCGCCGUGUGCGUCAUUUUCUUCGCGCUGCCGACGGCGAAGGGAUUGAAUAGUCUGCAGUUGGUGAGUGUGACGACGGGGUUGGUGGUCUGGGUGCUGCUGUGGGAGUUGUGGGGCAUGAGUUGUCCUGAUGAGAGUUUCUUUGGGGAGAAGAAGCCGUGUCGGUAUACGGCGCGGUGUAAGAUCUCGAAGAAGGAUUUGGAGAGCGCGGUUAAGGGGGGCCAUGUGGUGAAUGUUAGUUCGUUGAGUGAUACGGGGGAGAAGGGGACUUAUAAUCAUUGGUAGGUGGGCGUUUAUAAAGGCUGGGUUAUGGUGGAGUUGGUGGACUGUGGGCGUUAGAUUGGUUGUGGGGUUUUGUGAGAUAGGGAUAAGAUUCCAAAAUGUAUAGCUACUUAUGAGUUAGGAUGUUUACUUCAUGCUAGAUAGGCAGAAGGUGGAUGGUCAGCCAAUGACAGGAUAAUAAGACACGGCUAGAUACGCUUAGUACAGAACUACUUCUUAAGAGCACCCAGGCG